This is a messenger RNA of Ailuropoda melanoleuca (giant panda), 414 nucleotides long. RefSeq names its product G protein-coupled receptor 78 (gene GPR78). Gene Ontology annotation, molecular function: G protein-coupled receptor activity. Gene Ontology annotation, biological process: adenylate cyclase-activating G protein-coupled receptor signaling pathway. Lineage: Eukaryota; Metazoa; Chordata; Mammalia; Carnivora; Ursidae. The record is from RefSeq and is a predicted model, not a curated record.
AUGGGCCCGGGAGAGGCGCUGCUGGCCAUGCCGCUGCUCUCCAGCGCGCUGGUGCUGCUCUGCUGCGCCUAUAGAGCCGAGCUUGCGCGUGCCUGGGGCUCCUUCCUGGUGAAACUGUCCCUGGGCCACCUGCUGCUGGCGGCACUAGACAUGCUGUUCAUGCUGCCCUGGUGGCCGCCAUCUGGGCGCAGCGCCUACCAGGCCGUGGGCUUCCUGGACACCUUCCUGGAGUCCAACUCAGUACUAAGCACCAUGGCGCUGAGUGCAGACCAGUGGUGUGUGGGUUUCCACGCUCUGCUAUGUCCACCGGGCUGGUGGGUCCUGGCCCUCAGACACCUCUCCUGGGAGCUGCUGGGAAGUGGGCUCAGCCAGGCAGACAGUCUGGCCUCUGAGGUCUCCCCGCUGGGGACCUAG